AUGGGCACGAAACCUGUAUUCCCCUCGCUUCCUGUGCUAUACCGCCAGCUCCUGCUUCGUGUCAAACACUUUGUUGAUCCUCAUGCAUCGAAACGUCUCCUGCAGCUUGUUCAGCUCACACGAGAGUCUGCCAGAGAGACCAACAUCCAUGCUACAGUACCAAAGUCAUCUGGUGUCGCGACUGACCGAUUGACACGAUGGCGACAGCGAAUGAUGCUACAUUGCAGACAACUAGACAAAGCAGCAGUAGGUGAUAUGAAGGCCCUGGAAACAGUACUUCAGCGUGCCUAUGGACAACGUGGUCGUCUACGUCGUGUAUAUCUCUCAGUCUUGACAGAUGCAUGUCUACCAAGUCCCCUGCCGGAGCUGAUACCGGGCUAUCCCCGCACAAAACCACCUUUCUUGUCAGAUCAGUUGCGCGCCUUAUUGGCCUUGCAGUUCAGUCGGUCACUUGAACCAAAGUUACCCCAACCAGCUGGAGCGAGUGCCAAGUUGCAAAAGCGAAUGAAUGCUCAAGCUGCGAGGAAGGAGCUCAAAGCACAAAAGGCAAUAGGCGGUGUGAGCAAGGGCGACCUGCGCAAACUGGAAGAAGAAGUUGCUCGAGCAACAAGAAAGAAACAAGGCGCAUGGCACAUAGCCCCUUCGACGGCAGCAACAGUCAGUGCACUAGUACCACCUCUCAACCCAAAGCGUGAAGCCAACUUUCGCUGGCGACAUCUUACCAAGCUGUUGGAAAGAACGCAGGUACCCAUUCCUGCGGAAGAUCGUGCAUGGCUUGUCAAAGUUGCCUCGAGGCAAGAACAGCUCUGUGAAGGUAACAAAGUCCUUCAUGGCAUGCGUAUACCUUGCUGGAGAACACACCACUUGGAAGAAGUCAAAGCACGGCAAGAGAAACUGCGUGAUCCUGUGCUAGAAAGGUUCGACCACAAUGCAUCGCCACUGGCGGGGGUCAAGAUCAUUGGCGGCUCGCGAAAAGCACGAUCUGUUGCAGCACACGUCCUGACGGAUCGCCUGCUGUCGAGGCUUUAUGGACGCUUACUUGCGCAAGUGCCGGCCUUGAGUCCACCAGAGACAGCGACCGACCAACAUUGGAAAGCAGAAUAUCACGUCAAGGAAAAGGCCUACAAGGCCAGAAUUGGGUCACUCCCUGACGAAGCCUUUGGUGAUGCUACAAGUAGCCAGCUACGCUGA
Messenger RNA from Protomyces lactucae-debilis, 1191 nucleotides. RefSeq lists its product as uncharacterized. The record is from RefSeq and is a predicted model, not a curated record. Bases 1 to 1191 code for a protein of 396 amino acids. The transcript has a single exon. Lineage: Eukaryota; Fungi; Ascomycota; Taphrinomycetes; Taphrinales; Protomycetaceae.